Molecule: messenger RNA, 1610 nt
Organism: Cornus florida
Lineage: Eukaryota; Viridiplantae; Streptophyta; Magnoliopsida; Cornales; Cornaceae
Product: heavy metal-associated isoprenylated plant protein 45
Exons: 3
Coding region: 219-671 (150 amino acids)
Molecular function (GO): metal ion binding
Source: RefSeq, a predicted model, not a curated record
ACCAAGUUGCUUUAUUAUAAAGUUGCAGGAGAUAAUAGAGCAAGAGGAUGAAGAGAUCAAAAGUCAUAUAUAAGUUGAUCAACUUUUGCUGAUUCUUUUCAUCCUACUUCAUCUCAAUUCUCUGCUAAUAUGAUAUUACAAGUUAUAUAUAUCUAAGUAUAUGAUCGCAUUCAGCCUCUCUAAACCAGCAAUAGCUAUCUAAGCAAUAAUUCAUCAUCAUGUUCGGUUGGUGUUUUGGGCAGACGACGACACGACUAUCCAAUGCCAUGUCCAUUGUGGAGCUUCUGGUUCAUAUGGAUUGUGAUGGAUGCGAGAAAAGAGUACGAAGAGCCAUUUCUAAAUUACAAGGUGUUGAUAGCUUGGAAAUAGACAUGGAUAAGCAAAAGGUAACUGUGACUGGAUAUGUGGAUCAGAGAAGGGUUCUAAAGGUUGUGAGAAGAACAGGAAGGAGGGCAGAGUUUUGGCCAUUUCCAUAUGAUAGUGAGUACUAUCCAUAUGCAUCCCAGUAUUUGGAUGAAUCUACAUUCUCCACCACCUAUAACUACUACAACCAUGGUUAUAAUGAAAGCGUCCAUGGCUACUAUCCCACCCAAGCUUACGAUACCCUCGUCGAUGAUAAGGUUCUUGAGAUUUUCAGCACAGAAAAUGUCCAUGCAUGUAACAUCAUGUAACACCUGCAUAUAUGUGCACAUAUAUAAACAAUACUAUUCAAACUUAAUAGUACUCUAAUCGACGAGUAUAGUCAAGAGUCUUAUUCAUUGUUUGUUUUGGCCUAAGACUCUCCCGGCUAAUUAAACUCUUCGAUUAGACUAUUAGGUCUAAGAAUCAUUAUUAAUAUUAUACAUAUAAACUCUUCAAAUUGACAGCAUGCCAGGCAUGAACUUUUCGGGCAAUUGCCUCUAAAUUCUUUUUUAGUACCAUAUAAUAGUGAUUUUAAUUUUUUUUUUUAAAUUAUAUAUCUAUAAAAUUUUAAUAUUGCCCUCAUUAAAAAAAAAUAAUAAUAAAAAUAAAAAUAAAUAAAUAAAUAAACCAACCUUACUAUUAUUGUUCUCCCCCUCACCUCCACAUAAUUGUCUAGAUCAGUCCAUGUAUGUAGCCUGCCUAUAAUGGAAAAUGAUAUUUGCAUCGAUUUGUUGCAGUGAAUUGACAAACCUACUUUUUUUAAUUGGUCCAUCUAUGCAGUAAAUAAGAAAGUGGGACCUCCAUUUACUUGUAUCAUACAUAAAUAACCAAUAAAAAAUACUCGAUUAAGUAAUUCACUGCAACAAAUUAAUACAAGAACCAUUACUUACCUACAAUAUAUGCUAAACUAUCUAAGUAAUCUAGAGUACUAAAAUAAAUUUAUAUGUUUGAUUCUUGUGAUGUAAGUGGAAGAUUGUGGUUUCUUUAAAGGGUUGCAAACGUGUAUUUGCUUGUAAUUAAUUGAUCAAGUGGAUGACUUCACAGGAAUUUAGGAUGUGGCUGAUACGCUGAAUCAAUGAUUUGUUAAAGUAAGAACUAGAAAGAAAACAUCAAGACUAGUUCUUCUACUCAUCAUGAAAUUUUUUUAUGACACUAGGUAGUAUGUACAUAGAUCGAUAUGAAUAUAUAAACAGGGUGUCAUUAAGUUU